Temnothorax curvispinosus is the source of this 2232-nucleotide messenger RNA. RefSeq lists its product as uncharacterized. The record is from RefSeq and is a predicted model, not a curated record. Gene Ontology annotation, molecular function: protein dimerization activity. Bases 131 to 2035 code for a protein of 634 amino acids. NCBI's taxonomy places the organism in Eukaryota, Metazoa, Arthropoda, Insecta, Hymenoptera, Formicidae. The transcript has 3 exons.
AAAGUAAUAUAAUAAACUGUGCCCUGUAUGAAUAAGGACGGAUCUAAGUUAGGGAUACAAGAAGGAGAAGAAGAAGGUGCAGCAAUAGAUCAAGAUAUUCUGCAGUGAUAGAGAAAAUCACGCAACGGAGAUGGAUCAUCCAGAGCCGUCGACAUCGGGUGACAUCAAAGAAAAGAAGAGGACAUCAAAAAUGAAAGUAUUCCAGUACUCUUGGUUAAGUAUAGAUAUUUUUAAAGAAUGGUUAAUGCCACACGAAGAUAAUAAAAAGGCUCUCUGCACGGCUUGUGAUAAAGUUAUUUUAUGUGGCAAAUCAGAUUUAAUAAGACAUUCCAAAACAAAGUUACAUGUGACGAAUAUUAGUAAGAGCCGUAAUGUCACACCAUCUGCUUUAUUGCCUAAGCUCAAAUGUAAUAUUAAAGAUGCGGACCAUGUUAAGAAAGUUAAAACAGCCGACAUAGAGAUAGCUGCUUUUUACGCGGAACAUAAUAUAGCUUUUAGAACUGUAAAUCACAUGGUCCCUUUAAUGAAAAAAACUGCACCGGUAAUUAACGAUGUGAAAAUGUCAAAAACAAAAUGUACAAAAUUAAUAACAAAUGUCUUAGGAAAACGCGAAACCGAUAAACUUAUUACAACUUUAAAAAGUCAGAAAUUUUCUAUUUUAGUAGAUGAAAGCACAAGUAUCUCAAACGAUAAGUUGCUUUGUAUUUUAGUAAAGUAUGUAUCAUUAGAAACCAAAAAGUGCAUUACUCAAUUAUUACAAUUAGUUGCAUUAGAUGCAACGGAUUGUUCUGCAGACAAAUUAUAUUCUGCAUUUGAAAAAUGUUUAAAAAGUAAAGGAAUACCAUUGUCAAAUAUUGUAGGAAUGGCUUGUGAUAACGCUUCUGUGAUGAUAGGAGUUCGAGAUUCUUUUGCAAGUAGAUUAAAAAAAGAGGUACCGGCCCUUGUUGUAUUAAAUUGUAUAUGCCAUUCCUCAGCUCUUAUAUCGAGUAAAGCUUGUUCAAAAUUGCCGGAUUCUUGUGAAGAUGUCUUGCAUGCAGUUGCUACAUAUUUCUCGACCAGUGCAAAAAGAUCUGCUAUCCUGUGCGAUUUCCAGAGCUUUUUUGGAGUAGAAUCACGUAAAAUCUUAAAAUUAUCAGGUACAAGAUGGCUCGUCUUACAGAAGUGUGUUACUAGACUUCUCGAUAACUGGGAAGUCUUGAAACAUUACUUCCACCUGGAAACUAUUGAAAGUAAAAAUAAAUCGGCAAUAACAAUCUUUAAUACUUUAAAUGAUAAUAAAAUUAAAGCAUAUAUGUUAUUUUUAAAAUAUUGUUUGAAAUUCUUUAAUCAGUUUAAUGCGUUCUUUCAAGGAAGGAACAUUUUAAUUCAUAAAUUAGCUGAGAGUAGUGAGCAUUUAAUAAAGCAGAUAGGUAACAAUUUCUUGCUGCCUGAGGCGUUAAAAAAUAUUUCUUUAGAAAUUAUUAACUUGCAAAAUUUUUUACCAUUAAAUUCAAUAUAUGUUGGUCCCGAAUGCGAAUCUUUGUUAAAAUUAGAGUCUUUAGAAUUUGUUAUAGAAAUAAAAUCCAGAUGUUUAUCUUUUUACAUAACCGCGUUAAAAGAAAUGAUAAAACGAUUGCCUUACAAUAAUGAAAUGUUUCGAGAACUGACAUUUUUAGAUCCAAGUAUAGCGUUGAGCGACGAAAGUAGACUUACCUUUCCAGACUUGAGAAAUGUAGCAAGACAUUUUCAAAUUUCCGAUAUUACGGCUUUAGCCUGUGAGUGGAGAACGUUGCCUAUUGUAUUUAAUGACGCGGAUAAAAUUCAUUUAGCUAACUUAGAACUUGAUGACAUGUGGAAUAAUAUUUUUCAAAAAAAGAAUUUGAAUGGUGAACCGUCUUUUCCAAAUUUAGAAAAUUUAGUACAUGCAGUUAUGUCACUUCCACAUUCCAAUGCCGAAGCAGAGAGAAUUUUUUCAAUUGUUACAGAUGUGAAAAAUAAAAAGAGGAAUCGGCUUGAUGUCGCCACUUUGGACGCAGUUUGUAAACAACCUUCUUGAGAUGCCUCCAUUUCGUCAGACUGCGGCAAUAUGAAGUAUUUAUCACAUGUAUAUUUAUUCAUAUGUAUAUUUCUUAUGUACAAUGUUAUUUUUUUAAUACUGGUAAGGUUUUCUGCAGUUUCCCUUACCCUAGCAACAAAUGUUGGUAUUCAUAUAAUAAAUCGGCUGCAGACGUACAAAAUAACAAAUAAAUUAAU